GUAUUUAUUUAUCUAAUUAAUUUAGUUUUAUCAGUUGUUUUUAUUUAUCUUCCUGAUUUUUGUUUUUAUUUCCUACCCCCUUUGCUUUCAUCUGUGUUACUCUCAGGUACAGAGGAGGUGGUGCACCUGAGGAGGGAAAAUAUGGAGCUUUGUGGCAGGGUCCAGGAGCUCAACCAGGCUCUGAGCACUGCUAAACGGAUUGCUGCUGGCUUGAAAAAAGGCCCAGCGGUGGUCAGCAAAUCCGUGCUCCAUCCCUGCAGGACAUCUGCUGGGACCAGCAAAGAACAGGGGGGUGAUGCCCAGCAGUCAACGUCAGACCUUCUGGAGCUCUCUGCAGACCGCCCUCCAUCCAGUCCUCCAUCACCUGCAGAGUCCUCCAAUGUUAGCCCACACAUAUCUCCCGCCUCCUCUGUGCACAAGGACGAGGAGGAGAAGAUGAUGGAGGAGGAGAUUCUUUUGAAGCCUAAAAUGAGCGAUCAUCCUCGCAUUCGUAGGCGCAGCUCAACAACUCGGAAGCUCCCUAUGACCUCCAGUGCUUGUUGCACAUGGAGCACCGGAAGAGGGAAGGGAAACCUGAUGCACCGGCUGGUGCUGCCCCGCUCCAUGGAGGCCUACGUAGAACGUUACCAUAGCUACCACACCAGCAAGUAUGGCAGCAGUAAAAUGAGGGAGGGGGUGGUGAGCAGAAUCAGCAGGCUGAAGAGCUUCUUGCGUUACAUGGCGGAUGGGCACAAGCUAAUUUCAAACUGGAAAUUUAUGUUCCACAUUGGCCGCAUCAACAGAUGGUUAGUGGAGCUGAGCAAAAGUGGGAAAGAGGUAACCACUCAGCGGUUCUACAUUUACCAGCUCCACCAAUUCAUAAGUUACCUGAAAAGGAACCGCCCCGACAGCUGAAGGCUCACCAACAAACAAAUUUCUCAAAUCCUUGAUCUUUUGGAAAAGGCAAGGAGGGACCUGAAAAGGGCCAUUUUCUUCACCAAAAUAGAGUGAAGAGGGCCAAAAUGAAUCAAGUGCCACAGCGGGACUCAAUCCUACGCUGCAUCCACCUGGCACCUGGAUUCAUUGAAGAGUCAUUGGAGAAGCUGGAGAAGGAGCCAAAGAAUAGCUCCCUACGCUAUACGGGUACCUGACCGCAUACUGGGCAUGUGUCAGUGGACACAGGCCAGGUGUGUUCAUCAACAUGUUGGACACAGAGGUGGACGCAGGAGCCCUGGAGGAGACAUCGGAGGGUGUUCUCAUUAGGGUGGCUGAGCACAAGACCUCGGUGCAAUUUGGAGAGGCUACCCUUGCACUCACGCAGAGGGAGUUCAGCUGGGUGAAGAGGCUGAGGGACAUAAAGAGCAGGCUGUCCAUAAACAACAAGUAUCUGCUAUUCACCAUGGGAAAGCUGCCAUUCAGAAAUAUUGUGCGCUACCUUAAUUUUGCAUGGAAGCAGAUGGGGCUGGGGAGCGCCAUCAAUUGCAUCUUGAUCCGCAGUGCCCUAGCCGACAGUGCCAAGUCUGCCCUGACGCCCGAGGAGAGGAACAAAGUCAGCACUUUUAUGUGUCAUGACACUAAGACUGCUGACAGGUUUUAUGUCCUGAACCCCAGCCUGCAGGAGGCCGUCAGAAGAAGAACUCUAAUUACUGAUGCACUCUCCAAAGUGCCCUCCAGAGAGAAGCCAUCCUCCUCCUCAGCUGCCCACAAAAGAAGAG
Messenger RNA from Fundulus heteroclitus (mummichog), 1694 nucleotides. RefSeq lists its product as uncharacterized. NCBI's taxonomy places the organism in Eukaryota, Metazoa, Chordata, Actinopteri, Cyprinodontiformes, Fundulidae. The transcript has 8 exons. The record is from RefSeq and is a predicted model, not a curated record. Bases 142 to 894 code for a protein of 250 amino acids.